AUGAUGGUGUUCGGUCACUCAGGGACCGGCGGAGGUUUCCUUCCUGGAAAACAACAGGUUUUUCCGGUGGACUACGAAGCCGACGUUUCUCAACGCCUCCUUCAAGCUUCCUCCUCCGGCGAUCUCAAAUCGGCAUUUGAUUGUAUUGACGAUCCCUACGUUGACGUUAACUUUGUCGGCGAUGUUUCCUUGAAGGUUCGUAUGGCGGAGGUUCACUGCCGCGAUGAAUCGGAGAAUGUGGUGCGAUUUGAGUAUAAGGACUUCAAAACCGACGUUACUGCUUUGUUCGUCGCCGUUCAUACUGGAAAUACGACACUCGUCAGAAAAUUACUGAACCGUGGAGCCGAUGUGAAUCAUAAACUAUUUAGAGGCUUUUCAAUGACAGCGGCAGUAAGGGAGGGCCAUCUUGAGAUCUUUGAGAUCUUAAUUAAGGCUGGUGCUUCUCAGCCUUGUUGCGAGGAAGCUCUACUCGAGGCCAGCUGUCAUGGACGCGGAGGAAAAUUUAUCGAGUUGUUAAUGGCUUCGGAUAUGAUACGGCCCCAUAUCGCUGUUCAUGCUCUUGUCACAGCAUGCUGCAGAGGAUUUAUAGAUGUGGUUGAUGUCCUCUUGAAGUGUGGGAUAGAUGUAAAUGCAUCUGCCAGAGUGUUGCUCUGCUCAUCUAAGCCUUCUCUCCAUACAAAUAUCAACUGCACACCCCUUGUGGCAGCCGUUGUUAGUCGACAAGUUGCUGUUGUUCGCCUGCUGUUGCAGGCUGGAGCCGAUGUCAACAUCAAGGUUCAACUAGGAGCAUGGUCUUGGGAUAUGGGUUCGGGUGACGAGUUUCGGGUCGGAGCUGGACUAGCGGAGCCGUACGCCAUAACUUGGUGUGCGGUCGAGUACUUUGAAGCCACUGGUGCCAUCUUGCAAAUGCUACUCCAACACAUCUCCGUCGACACGUGUCACAAUUCUAGAACCCUCCUUCAUCACGCCGUACUUUGUGGUAACACCUCAGCCGUCAAAACGCUAAUAAAAUGUGGGUCCGACAUCGAAUACCCAUUUAAAUCCACCCAAAAGAACGAAACGCGACCCGUACACAUGGCUGCCCGACUUGGAUUCCCAUCGAUUCUACAGCAACUGAUAGAAUCGGGGUGUGAUAUUAAUUCAAGAACCAAAUACAAUGGCGAAACUGCUCAAAUGAUUUGUGCCAAGUAUAAACGGGAAGAGUGUCUCCGAGUCUUGACCGAGGCUGGUGCGGACCUCGGUUCGAUCAGUUUGGCGGGUCAGUCCGCACGGUCUAUUGCCGAGUCGAACCGAUGGUCUCUUGGCUUUCAACAAGCAGUACUGGGCGUUAUUAGAGCCGGAACGAUACCGAAAUCCAGUAAUCCGUCUGUCUUUUCGGCUCUAAUGUUCGUAGCUGAUUCAGGAGAUGUACACGCGUUGAAAGCUCUAAUCGUUCGAGAAGAAAUUAAUCUCGAUGAACAAGACGAGAAGGGGUUUUCGGCGGUUAUGGUGACGGCAAUGAGAGGUCAUAUCGAAGCGUUCCGGUUACUUGUCUAUGCCGGAUGUGAUGUGAAGCUUACUAAUAAAGCCGGCGAGACCGCCAUUUCUCUAUCGAAAAUGAACGAGAAUUCCGAUAUGUUCGAGAAGGUAAUGAUCGAAUUCACCCUCGAAAAAGGUAACCAAAAUGCGAGAGGGUUUUAUCCACUACAUUACGCCGCUCGUCACGGCGACUUGCAUGCGGUCAAACUGUUGGUCAGCAGAGGAUACGACGUAAAUAUGCCGGACGGGGAUGAACACACACCGCUCAUGUUAGCAGCAAGAGAAGGGAAUUCGCAAAUGUGCGAAGUAUUGAUUUCGUACGGAUCCAUAUGCGAUUUCGAGAAUUCAAAAGGCGAAACCGCACUGUCACUUGCGAGAAAGCACACCGAGAAGGAGGCAGAAUGCGUGAUAUUGGACGAGCUUGCGAGGAUGCUAGUUCUUAGCGGGGGUGACGUAUUGAAACAUACGAAGGGAGGGAGAGGAUGUUCACAUAUGAAAUCGUUGAAAAUGAUAGCAGGUGGAGUUUUAAGAUGGGGGAAUUCGAAAAGGAGAAAUGUCAUUUGCGAGGACGCCGGGGUGGGACCAAGUGCGAGUUUCCAAAGAUGUCGAAGGAAGAAAGGCGAUGCCGAGAGAGCGGGGAUCUUCUGGGUGGUGACGAUGAAGAACAAAGAGGUGCAUUUUGUGUGUGACGGCGGGUUCGAAAUGGCGGAGUUGUGGGUGAGGGGGAUAAAGAUUGUGACAGGAGCAGCUCGGAAACAAAAAUAG
Cynara cardunculus var. scolymus (artichoke) is the source of this 2283-nucleotide messenger RNA. Its product is annotated as serine/threonine-protein phosphatase 6 regulatory ankyrin repeat subunit A-like. The record is from RefSeq and is a predicted model, not a curated record. The coding region runs from base 1 to 2283 and encodes 760 amino acids. NCBI's taxonomy places the organism in Eukaryota, Viridiplantae, Streptophyta, Magnoliopsida, Asterales, Asteraceae. Gene Ontology annotation, molecular function: protein binding. The transcript is spliced from 4 exons.